AGGCGCCACACCAAUUCCUCUCUCCCUCUCUAGCACUCUCUCUACUUCAGCUGGAAGCUUCUGUCUUCUGAGACCUCCAAUGGAGAUCCACUUUCAGCAGCAGCAGCCCGGAGGAGAAGCCGACAUUCCCGUGACGAAGCUUGGCAACAGGUUCAAGCCCAGGAGCCGUGGCCACGGCAACGUUAGCAACAAGUACGUCGGCGUGAGGCAGAGGCCCUCCGGGAGGUGGGUCGCCGAGAUCAAGGACACCACCCAGAAGAUCAGGAUGUGGCUCGGCACCUACGAGACCGCGGAAGAGGCCGCUCGGGCCUACGACCAGGCCGCGUGCCUCCUUCGCGGAUCCAACACCCGCACCAACUUCGCGACACACGCCGUCUCCUCCGACUCGGCCCUCGCUUCUCGCAUCCGGAACCUCCUCAACAACAAGAAGGGAGGCACUAACCAACCGAGUUUCGAUGCCUCUCUUUCUUCGACGACGGGUACUGCUACUACUGGUACCUCGACCACGGCUAAGACUACUACUAGUGCUACUCACUCAUGCAGUAGCACGAGCUGCAGUAGCAAUAGUUGCACGGAUAGUGGCAGCACUCUAUCUGCUGAUGACAAGAUCAACUCGGAAGCCAUCCAGGUUUUCAGCGAGGAUGUAUACAAGCCGGAUUUAAGCCACUGCGGGGACGAGUUGGAGUUGAUUUCUUCGAAGUACAAUUUGUCCUGGGCUCCUGAGCAUGGGUUCGAUAGGUUCUCGUACGCGCAGGAGGUCAUGGAAUUGCCGAACAGCAUUAAGGCCGGUCCAGCCGACGAGUCGGACGAAAUGGGGGAGUUAUCACCGUUCGACAGGAUGCAAGUGGAGAGACAGAUUUCCGCAUCGCUGUACGCCAUGAACGGGUUGCAGGAGUACAUGGAAACCGUCCAUGAUCCGUCCGAGGGUCUGUGGGAUCUCCCUCCCCUGUGUUCAUUGUUAUGCUGACCCAAACAUUUUCACGGCUCUUGAAAAGUUCAUAGAACCAGCUUCUCUGUGCUAGUUGCUUUCAGAUUCUUUAUAAUAAAUUUUCGUGUGCUAUUAAUCCAAAGAAAUUUGAACUCUGUAAUCGGGGACAAAGUUCCAGUUCAGAAUCAACAAGCCUGACGACUUCCGACAAUCUCUCCUCAUUUGGAAAUCCGAAUCUCUCUCUCUCUCCCACCAAGCACAUGGAUACAGCAGAUAGACGAGAGUAGCUGUAAGAUGCAUUUCCAGUCAAACCUUACGAGUCUUGACAGCGCUCUCUUGUUUACGUGUAUCAGAAACACAUGGUGGAACCAUAUAAUUUGGUGUCCGCCAGAAUCUCCACCUUCAAAUACGCU
Molecule: messenger RNA, 1341 nt
Organism: Eucalyptus grandis
Lineage: Eukaryota; Viridiplantae; Streptophyta; Magnoliopsida; Myrtales; Myrtaceae
Product: ethylene-responsive transcription factor ERN1
Exons: 1
Coding region: 80-967 (295 amino acids)
Biological process (GO): regulation of DNA-templated transcription
Molecular function (GO): DNA-binding transcription factor activity; DNA binding
Source: RefSeq, a predicted model, not a curated record